Colletotrichum karsti is the source of this 1002-nucleotide messenger RNA. Its product is annotated as methyltransferase domain-containing protein. NCBI's taxonomy places the organism in Eukaryota, Fungi, Ascomycota, Sordariomycetes, Glomerellales, Glomerellaceae. The coding region runs from base 1 to 1002 and encodes 333 amino acids. The record is from RefSeq and is a predicted model, not a curated record. Gene Ontology annotation, molecular function: methyltransferase activity. The transcript has 9 exons.
AUGGCCGGGAUCGACCAUGAAGUGCGCAUUGCAGCUGACGAGACAGAUGACAGUCGCUCAGAGGUCGAGUCGUCAACCACCAGCGUGUCCAGCUCGCUCCUCGACUACCGCAUCGAGAAUGGAAGAACCUAUCAUAAAUACAAAGAUGGCAAAUACACCUGGCCGAACGAUGACAGAGAGGCCGAGAGACUUGAUAUGCAACAUGAACUUUAUGUCUACACGUUAGAUGGCAGGCUGGGUCUGGCCCCCCCAUGCGAUGAAGACGCCAAAGUCGGACGUGUCCUCGAUUUAGGUACGGGGACCGGCAUCUGGGCUAUUGACUUUGGAGACUUGCACCCAGAGUCUGAAGUACUUGGCAUGGAUCUCUCACACACUCAGCCGGGCAUCACCGUCCCAAACGUCACAUUCGAGAUCGAUGACCUUGAGGAGGAAUGGACUUACUCACGGCCGUUCGAUUAUAUCCAUAGUCGCGCGAUGACGUCGGCUGUGGCUGACUGGAAGGCACUAAUCACCAAAGCGUUCGACAACCUCAACCCGGGCGGCUGGCUUGAGCUCCAGGAAGGAGACGUCGGCCUCUUCUCCGAUGAUGACACUUUCCCAAAGGACUGCGCUUUCGCCAAGAUGGCAGAUCUGCUCAAGGAAGCUUGUGCGAAGCUGGGCCGUCCCUGGAUCGACCUUCCCUCUCUCAAGGACAUAAUGAUUGAGGUCGGCUUCGUCGAUGUUAAGCUCAGUUUCUACAAAUGGCCAAUUAACGACUGGCCAAAGGCGGAGCACUACAAAAACAUUGGCACAUGGGCCUACGACAACGUCAGCAGCGCGCUGGAGGCCAUGUGUAUGGCGCCCUUCACUCGCGGGCUUGACUGGACGCGCGACGAGCUCAAUAUCUUCCUUAUCGAUGUGCGCAAGGACAUGAAGAACAAGCAGUUCCAUGCGUACUACCCGAUCUACAUCAUCACUGGGCGCAAGCCUGAGAAGAAGGACGAAAAGACUCCCGCGGCCUAA